UAUAGAAUGUAUUUUAUAGGUCUUUGAUAAUGCUUGAUUAAAAAUUUAGAAUGUAUACUGUACUUACUUAAAAGAUUAACAUUAUAUAAGUGACGGACUCAGCUAGUAUCAGAUAUGAGUGUUUUAAUAGGUGGUGGAACAGGAUUCGUAGGCAGGCAUCUGUCAAAAAUGCUGAGAGAAAAAGGGCACAGAGUUAUUGUUGUUUCUCGCACAGCAGGAAAGGAAAAACUAACAUGGGAUGAUGUGAAGAAAAACGGACUUCCAUCUGGAUGUACUGCUGUGGUGAACCUUGCAGGACGUCUCAUACUUGAGCCAUUCAAACGUCUCGAUGAAAAGUAUUUGAAAGAACUCCAUGACAGCAGAAUAGACACAUCCAAGCUAUUAGUUAGUGCUAUCACUUCUGCAAAUGUGCCACCAAAAGUGUUUGUUACUAUAUCUGGUGUAGGCUACUACCCUCCCAGCCCCACUGCCACAUACACAGAGGAUGGAGUCAAUGGUUCAGACUGGCUGGCAAAACUGGCCAAAGAAUGGGAGGCGGCCGGAGUGCUACCAGAGCAUGUGACCACACGCAGAGUCAUUGUACGAUCAGGAGUUGUGUUGGGUGCAGAUGGUGGGAUGAUAAAGACACUUUUACCGGUUCCUGCAGCUGUCUACCUCCCUAUGCUGCAGCUGGGAUCUGGAAAACAGUGGUUCCCUUGGAUACACGUGAAGGACAUUGCUGGAAUCAUAACUCAUGCUAUCGAAAAAGAACACAUGAAAGGAGUGUUGAAUGGGGUUGCUCCGCAUGCAAUAAAUAACAAGGACUUUACUGAGGCAUUUAACAAAGCGUUUAAGAAAAUGAGUUACGGGCCGAUGUUUGUGCCUGCGUUUACCCUGAAUAUGGUCUAUGGAUCUGAGAUGGCCAAGAUUGUGCUUGAAGGGCAGAAGGUCGUGCCAGAAAGGACAUUAGAGGCGGGCUACGAGUAUUUUUACCCUAGUAUUAAUGACUCUAUGAAAGAAAUCAGUGCAAAAUUUUAAGUGUUUGAGUUUGGUAUUUGUUAGAAGGUGUUUUUGUACACGAACAAUUUAUUUAACGUUGUAUAGGCUUAAAGUCCUGUUAGAUAUUUGUUAAAACUUUGUUAAUACAUUGUAUUGUGAAUAAAUACCAAUAGGAAA
This is a messenger RNA of Dreissena polymorpha, 1155 nucleotides long. Its product is annotated as epimerase family protein SDR39U1-like. The record is from RefSeq and is a predicted model, not a curated record. The coding region runs from base 115 to 1017 and encodes 300 amino acids. The transcript is spliced from 6 exons. NCBI's taxonomy places the organism in Eukaryota, Metazoa, Mollusca, Bivalvia, Myida, Dreissenidae.